Molecule: messenger RNA, 1390 nt
Organism: Priapulus caudatus
Lineage: Eukaryota; Metazoa; Priapulida; Priapulimorpha; Priapulimorphida; Priapulidae
Product: cytosolic 5'-nucleotidase 3-like
Exons: 9
Coding region: 226-1155 (309 amino acids)
Cellular component (GO): cytoplasm
Molecular function (GO): magnesium ion binding; 5'-nucleotidase activity
Source: RefSeq, a predicted model, not a curated record
UAUUAGACCGUAACCGUGGUUGUGUUGAUGUUGUGUAUCAUUGAAUCAUUGUAUGGUAAUGGCGUUGCCAAAGAACAGUAACUUAUCAUUGGCUUUAGGUUUAGGAGCAGCAACUGCUUUAGGUUUAUUAGGAUUCAGGUAUUUAGCGAAACAGAGGAAAUCUCGGGGACUUGAUGCGCAAAACGCUGUAUUAAAUGUGUGAAACGAAGCGAGCAAUGUGCAAUUAUGACACGUGCGUUUUCCCACCUGCUCGUCCAUCUUUCUGCGAAAUUAUGCACAGUGGCGUGCAUGCAUGCGAUACCAGAAUUGAAUACACCAUCUGUUUUCAUCAAAAAUAGACAGCAAGUGGAAGGCAUAAUACGGCAGCUAGUAGCUGGUGGGCCAGAAAAACUGCAGGUCAUAGCAGAUUUUGACCACACUCUGUCAAAGCAUUCUCAUGAGGGCCAAAUAAUUGCCACCUGCUUUGGAAUUCUUGAAAACUCCUCAGCGAUGCCGCAAAUUUACAAAGAUCAGGUUACCCAGUUGAAGGAAAUCUACUAUCCAAUAGAAUUCUGCCAUGAAAUGACAAACCAAGAAAAAUACCCAUACAUGGUAGAGUGGUGGACCAAAGCACAAAGCAUUUUUGUGCAGUGCGAACUAUAUAAAGAGACAAUUACAGAAAUGGUGGCACAGACAAAGUGCGUGCUCAGGGAUGGCAGCGAACGGCUGCUGUAUAAGCUCUAUAAGCAUGGGGUUCCCCUGCUAGUGUUUUCAGCUGGAAUUGGUGACAUCUUGGAGGAGGUGAUGAGACAGAAGUCAACGAUGCACGAUAACGUGAAAGUAGUUUCAAACUACAUGGAGUACAAUGGAAAUGGCAAGGUUAUUGGAUUUAAAGGCAACCUGAUUCACACCUUUAGCAAGAACGAAUCUGCGAUCGAGAACUCUGACUACUUUGAGAAGCUGUCCCACCGUCACAACAUCAUCCUAAUGGGAGACAGUAUCGGUGACUGCCACAUGGCUGAUGGUUGUCCGAGUCCAGAGGCCACGCUCAAAAUUGGAUUUCUAAAUCACGGGGUGGACAGGCUGCUAUCAAAGUACCAGGAUUUAUAUGACAUCGUAUUAGUGCAGGAUGGAACCAUGGAUGUGCCAACUGCUAUCAUCAAUCGAAUAUUCUGAGCUGCACUCGUUCUUUUAUGCGAACGAAAUAUUUUCUGUUGUGUUAGACACUGUGUUAUAUGUAAUAUAUGUAUAAUAGACACAUUUCAAAUCCACCAUUAGUGCUUGCUGAUAAAUACUGUUUUUAUUGCAUGAUAUACAUUUAAAUACCUUAUCAUCUGGAUGCAUAAUAGAGCUCAUAGGGUCUAUGUCCCCCAGGGUACUGCCGGAAUGUACCCUGGGUACGGUCCGGUAU